UCCUUCCGCGUUUGAAGAAGAAGAACAACAACGCGUACCUGAACACCGGGGGACUAUAGAGUAUAAUAAUCCGUGUUUCCCCCGAAGCCUUCCUUAGUUUCAGUUUCUAACUUCUCUACACUGAGAAGGGACUUCUUCGUAACUUAAAACAUUUUGAACCUUUCUUUGACUUCCAGGGAUUAAAACAACAUGCCUAUAGCGUCCGUAGCUACGGAGUAUGUUUUCACGGACUUCUUACUGAAAGAGCCGAGUACAGAUGGGAAGUAUAAAGGCGCGCGCCUGGACCUGGCCCUGGACAAGCUGGUCCUCUGUAUUGCAGUCGGUUUGCCGCUGUUGUUAAUCUCCCUGGCCUUCGCUCAGGAGGUUUCAGUCGGUACUCAGAUCAGCUGUUUCUCUCCUUCAAACUUCUCCUGGCGACAGGCCGCGUUUGUGGACGCCUACUGCUGGGCAGAUGUACAGAAACAGAAUACGGGGGGACUUCCACUGUCUAUGCAUAAGUUUUUCCCCUACAUCCUCUUAUUAGUAGCCAUGCUGGUGUACCUCCCAGCCUUGUUUUGGCGAUUCACAGUGACCCCUGGUCUCUCCUCCGAUCUGACCUUCAUCAUGGACGAGCUGGACCGCUCUUACAACAGCGCCAUCAAACUGGCCAGGCGUCUUCACGGCAACACCACCAACCAGGACACACACGGCUCUGUACCAGACCUGACAGACACCUGUUUUAAGUAUCCUUUGGUGGAACAGUAUCUGAGAACUAAGCGUCUUUCCUUCGGCCUGCUGCUGCGCUACCUGCUGUGCCGAGUCUUCACCUUCUUGGCUCUGGUCCUGACCUGCGUCUACCUGUGUUACUACAUUCGGCUGUCUGUAACGGACGAGUUUCAGUGCGACAUCCGCUCAGGUGUGCUGUUGAACGACUCGUUCGUGCCCAAAGCCCUGCAGUGCAAGCUGGUAGCCGUGGGCGUGUUCCAGCUCCUCAGUUACAUCAACCUUGCUGUGUACUUGCUGCUGGCACCCACAUGUGUGUACGCCAUGCUGGUUCCCCCGAGGAGCUCAGCUGCUUUCCUGAAACCUUACGAGAUGCUGCCCACACUUGGGGUGAUGGAGUUCGGACCUAGAGCUUGGGAUGAUCUGGCGAUGUACCUGCUGUUUCUGGAAGAGAACCUGAGUGAACUGAAAAGCUACAAGCGCCUGAAGGUAUUAGAGCUCCUGAAGGAGUCUGGAGACGAGCAGUUUGACACCCUGCUCCUGCUGCAGGCUCUGGGUCAGGUUAAAACAGAAGUGGAUGGGAAAGGGCAGAAGACCAACACCAACAUGGAGAAGAGCGGGGGAAACUGUGUAGAGAUGAAAGAAGUCUCUCCUCUGCUGACUGCGAACAGCGACGGGACAUCUCGAGAGGACACGGCGGUGCGCCAGAGAAACACAUGAUGUGCCACAGAGUCACAUGACGGUGAUGUGGGUAAAAUGCAAAUGAUUGUCUGAGGCUUCAUGCACUGUGGUCAAGGAAGCAGACGCCGGAUGGUGGUAAUCCUGUGUGUGGGUGGGGGGUUGAGAAAUGCACUUGGUUUAAAAGAAUUGCAUGAACUGAUAUCUUCAUUGCUGUCAUAUGCCGUGUUUACCUAUUUUUUUUAUCGUACGUAUGAGGUGAAUAUGCGCUAACAGUACAUCACUCUUUAUCUAACUGGGAACUGCAAAACUGACAGUUUACUUGGGGAUGAAGACGAGUUUUGAGUUACUUACUCACUAUAGAUUAUUCUUAUUAUCAUCAAAGGUCCUUACCACUAAUUUAAUACUGUUUUAUGAUAAACUGACGGUCACAGCAUCAGGAAUGUACAUUUAGGACUUCACUAUAUAAAAACCAAACAACCUGAUAUCACGGUUUGCAGUGACUCAAGUGUCUCGCUCUGUCGCAAAAAUGUUGUUGUUGUUGUUUUCAUUAUUUAUAAGUCUUGUUUGUUAGGGGAGAUUUUAGUAUUUGUUUCUUUUUCUCUGUAUUAAUAUUAGCAUGCUAGUUUUGUUUUGGAGGGGAAAAUCCUUUACAGCUAGUUAGCUAGCUAAUAUUUUUUUUAAGGUGUCGUUCGUUUUCUAAUUUACGUGGCUAUUGGAUGGGAGCGAUUGCUACGCUGCUGUAACGCAAACAACAAGCAAACCAGAUCCAUGGGAACGUAUUCACUUCCCAUUGUAUUUAGAAACCAGUCUGUGCAUGUUGUAAAAGUGGAAUAUAAGGAACCUUCAGUGUAAAUUUCUUGGAUCUUUUGUAAACAUCUUCGUGAUACGGCUCGGAGCGUUGCGGUCUCAUUUUUAAAGACGAUGAUAAAUGCCAAAAAUGCAUGUAAUUUAUUGUUAUUAUUGUUUUUUAAAAGUGUAGAUUUUUGUUAAUAAUAUGGUACUUGUGAUGUCAUUAUCCAUGUUGGUAUAGAAUAUUGUUGUUGUUGUUGUUCUUCUUCUUAUUAUUAUUAUCAUUAUUAUUUCAGCUCAUUAUGCUAUGCUAUUAAACCUGUUAAGACGAUCAGUUUUUGGAAUGUCUGAGGAACAUCUGGAAUUGUUGCUGGUUUUAUUCAUUGUGGUCCUGUAAAGCGGAUAAUUCUUAAAGCUACUGUAAAACAGUAUGAGGUAUUUUAUCCUAAUUCUCUAUGAUCAUGAAACUUUUGCGGUUUUAUUGUAGUCAGUUGUUUGUAAUUGUAGUAAAGUGUAGUCCUUUUAGAUCUCAAAGGUUCAUCUCUGACUGGUAUUGAUGGGGUUUCUGUUACGAUAUGUUUGCUGCCGACUCUGGAUAGCAUGUUUGCUAUGCAUGUGUUUUUUGUUUUUGUUUUUUUUAAAGAUGCAGGAUUCAUCUUUUUUUUUUUUUUUUUUCUUAGUAAUAAAUUUUUUUUCAUUUUAACCCACUUGUGGAGUUUGCAUUUUAUCAGAUAAUUUAUAAAAAGCAUAGGAUAGAUCAUUAAAGGAUCGUUUCUGUCAUUGUAUAAUCUGUUGUAAAAUUCUUUAUAUACUGAUCAGGCAUAAGAUUAUGACCACCUGCCUAAUAUUGCGUAGGUCCCCCUUUUGCUGCCAAAACACAACAAACCGUGAUGCACUGUGUGUUCUGACACCUUUCUAUCAGAACCAGCAUUCACUUCUUCAGCAAUUUGAGCAACAGUAGCUCGUCUGUUGGAUCGGAUCACACGGGCCAGCCUUCGUUCCCCAUGUGCAUCAAUGAGUCUUGGCCGCCCAUGACCCUGUCGCCGGUUCACCUCUGUUCCUUCCUUGGGCCAUUUUGAUAGAUACUGACCACUGCAGACCGGGAACACCCCACAAGAGCUGCAGUUUUGGAGAUGCUCUGAUCCAGUGGUCUAGCCAUCACAAUUUGGCCCUUCGUCAAACUCGCUCAAAUCCUUAAGCUUGUCCAGUUUUCCUGCUUCUAACACAUCAACUCUGAGGACAAAAUGUUCACUUGCUGUCUAAUAUAUCCCACCCACUAACAGGUGCCAUGAUGAGGAGAUCAUCAGUGUUAUUCACUUCACCUCUCACUGCUCAUAAUGUUAUGCCUGAUCAGUGUAGAUGCACACCUCUAAACAUAUCACACUAACACCUAGUGGAAGCUGUGGAGGUCUGACUACACAAAGCAUGACUUUUCUUGACUGCCUUUAUCAGAUCCAAGCAUUUUUGGAGUAAAUGUGCAUCCCAGGGACGCUUAGCUUAUUCUCUGAUCAUUUCCAAUAUUACACAGAAAUUCAAUGUUUUCAUAUUUUUAGAAAAAUAACAGUGGAAAUACGGCAUAUUACAGUGGCCAUAUUUCGAGUUACCUCUCACACAAUAUCGUAGUCUCACUCCAUUUUGACUGAAUAACACAGUACGACUUAACCAUCCAUCCCUCCAUCCAUUGUCUAUACCCGCUUUAUUCCUAAAUAGGGUCACGGGGGUCUGCUGGAGCCUAUCCCAGCGCACAUAGGGCAAAAGGCAGGGGUACACCCUGGACAGGUCACAGUCCAUCGCAGGGUGCCAUUUAUCAGGUCACAGGGAGCCUGUGCCUAUCUCAGGAGGCAUCUCAUCGGGCAUCAAGGCAGGAUACACCCUGGACGGAGUGCCAACCCAUGGCAGGGCACACACACACUAUGGGCAAUUUAGAGACUCCAAUCAACCUAGAUGUAUGUCUUUGGACUGUGGGAGGAAACGCACCAAGCACGGGGAGAACUCCACACACACACAGUGAGCGGGAGCAAGACUCGAACCCAGGACACUGGAGAUGUGAGGCGAACGUGCUAACAAGCCAAUCAGAGCUCAGCCUCAAGUCACAUGCUUUACAGAGCUGCAUACACACUCGUUGGAAAUGAACAGUGGAAUAGUACGACUAAAUGAUUUUAUUUUGUUAUUAAAAUAUGUAAUUAUUA
Messenger RNA from Hemibagrus wyckioides, 4361 nucleotides. RefSeq names its product pannexin 1a (gene panx1a). Gene Ontology annotation, molecular function: channel activity. NCBI's taxonomy places the organism in Eukaryota, Metazoa, Chordata, Actinopteri, Siluriformes, Bagridae. The record is from RefSeq and is a predicted model, not a curated record. Bases 190 to 1422 code for a protein of 410 amino acids. The transcript has 7 exons. Gene Ontology annotation, biological process: positive regulation of interleukin-1 production; monoatomic cation transport.